AUGCAUCGACCGAAGACUCUCGCAGCUGGCGAGGCCACCCCAGCGAAGCCCGCGGCGCGUCUAUAUGGUGGCACUCCGCAGUCAACCGAGCGCCUCAUCAAGCCCUUUCGGUGUCCUGGCUCAGCAAUUGUAUCCAGUGUCUCAACCAAACCUGCGAGGAAGAGGCGGAAGGUCGAUUAUUCUGGUGCUGGAGGUGAAGAUGGAGAGAGUGAUAAGCCAUAUUCGAAUGAGGACCGGUUAGCCCUCGCCACACGCGAUGCAAACCGAUUUCCCGUCUUCAAGCCAAAAGACAAAGAUACCGCAUUCAGAACGAAGUUCAUCGUGCCUUUAGUCAACAAGGACGUUGGUGCCUAUAAUCCGAAUCGACCAGCGCCACUGCUUGGUAUGCGCACAGGAACCGUCUUUGUUGCGCGACCACUGCACGACCCCAGCGGAGAGUUCGCGAUAGUACUCUAUGACCCCACAGUCGACGAUAAGCCGGUACCUAAAGAAGAGGCCGAACCCAAGCUGAGUCAAACAGAGAAGAAGGAGAUGGAAGCUCCGCUGGUACACAAGAGUUUGGCGGAGAUACUGGGGUUGAAGAAGAAAGUGGACAACGAACGACCGCGCGUGCCAGUCGUUAUAGAUCCGAGGCUUGCGAAGGUUCUACGACCGCAUCAAGUCGAAGGUGUGAAGUUCUUGUAUCGUGCCACGACUGGCAUGAUUGACCCCAAGGCGAACGGGUGUAUUAUGGCUGACGAGAUGGGUCUCGGAAAAACGCUGCAAUGCAUCGCUCUCAUGUGGACUUUGUUGAAGCAGUCACCCGACGCUGGCAAGUCGACGAUACAAAAGUGCGUUAUCGCUUGUCCCUCUAGUUUGGUGAGGAAUUGGGCGAACGAGCUUAUCAAGUGGCUUGGGAAGGACGCUGUCACCCCCUUUGCGAUCGACGGCAAGGCAUCGAAAGAGGAGCUCAUCCAGCAGAUACGGCAAUGGUCGAUCGCAUCCGGACGCGCAGUCGUCAGACCUGUGCUCAUCGUAUCGUACGAAACACUGCGUCUCUAUGCCGACGAGUUUGGACAGACACCUAUCGGUUUGAUGCUUUGUGACGAAGGGCAUCGAUUGAAGAACGGUGACAGCUUGACAUUUACCGCGCUCAACAACCUGAACGUGCAGAGGAGAGUCAUCCUUUCCGGAACACCCAUUCAGAACGAUCUAUCAGAGUACUUCGCGCUACUCAACUUCGCGAACCCGAACUACCUCGGCACACGUAUGGAAUUCCGCAAGCAUUACGAGAUUCCUAUCCUGAAAGGUCGCGAUGCCAACGGAACAGAUGAGGAUGUCAAGAAGGGUACUGAGCGGCUCACCGAGCUUCUUGGGCUGGUGAACAAGUUCAUUAUCCGGCGAACCAACGACAUUCUCUCCAAGUACCUGCCAGUCAAGUACGAGCACGUCGUGUUCUGCAACCUCGCGCCAUUCCAAAAAGACCUGUACAACCACUUCAUCAAAUCCCCAGAUGUCCAGAGUCUCCUCCGCGGCAAAGGCUCGCAGCCCCUCAAAGUCAUUGGCAUGCUCAAGAAGCUCUGCAACCACCCCGACCUACUCAACUUGCCAGAAGACUUGCCCGGCUGCGAAGACAAGCUCCCGGAAGACUUUGUACCAAAGGACGCGCGAGGCAGAGACCGGGAGGUCAAGGUCUGGUACUCUGGAAAGAUGGCUGUCCUGGACCGUAUGCUUGCCCGCAUCCGUGCUGAGACGAACGACAAAAUCGUCUUGAUUUCCAACUACACGCAAACCCUCGAUAUCUUUGCCAUGCUAUGUCGGUCCCGCGGCUAUGGCUGUUUCCGCCUUGACGGCACGAUGAACGUGUCCAAACGGCAGAAGCUAGUCGAUAAAUUCAACGACCCCGAGAGCCCUGAAUUUGUUUUCCUGCUGUCGUCCAAGGCGGGUGGAUGCGGUCUCAACCUCAUUGGUGCCAACCGCCUCGUCCUCUUCGAUCCCGAUUGGAACCCUGCUGCCGACCAGCAAGCCCUCGCUCGUGUAUGGCGUGACGGGCAAAAGAAGGAUUGUUUCGUUUACCGUUUCAUCACCACUGGUACAAUUGAAGAGAAGGUCUUCCAGCGACAGUCGCAUAAACAGGCUUUGUCAAACUGUGUCGUUGAUUCUGCGGAAGACGUUGAACGUCAUUUCAGUCUCGACUCCCUUCGUGAGCUCUUCCAGUACCGCGACAACACUACGAGCGACACGCACGACACGUUCAAGUGUAAGCGUUGUAGGAAGGAGGAUGGGAGACAGGUGGCUAAGGCGCCGGCUAUGUUAUACGGUGACACGAGUACGUGGAAUCACUUUGUCAAUGAUGGCGAGACUGGUCCAUUGGGCAAGAUCCAAGAUUUGUUGCUUAGGCAGGAGACGGCGAAUGAUUUGAAGGAUGUUAGUGCCGUGUUCCAGUAUAUUAGUCAUUGA
Alternaria atra is the source of this 2439-nucleotide messenger RNA. RefSeq lists its product as uncharacterized. Gene Ontology annotation, molecular function: hydrolase activity, acting on acid anhydrides; DNA translocase activity; ATP-dependent chromatin remodeler activity. Bases 1 to 2439 code for a protein of 812 amino acids. The transcript has a single exon. The record is from RefSeq and is a predicted model, not a curated record. NCBI's taxonomy places the organism in Eukaryota, Fungi, Ascomycota, Dothideomycetes, Pleosporales, Pleosporaceae. Gene Ontology annotation, biological process: double-strand break repair via synthesis-dependent strand annealing; reciprocal meiotic recombination. Gene Ontology annotation, cellular component: nucleus.